This is a messenger RNA of Mangifera indica (mango), 1005 nucleotides long. RefSeq lists its product as uncharacterized. The record is from RefSeq and is a predicted model, not a curated record. Bases 127 to 921 code for a protein of 264 amino acids. Lineage: Eukaryota; Viridiplantae; Streptophyta; Magnoliopsida; Sapindales; Anacardiaceae. The transcript is spliced from 2 exons.
GUUCCUUCCAAGAUCCUUCUUGCCCAUUAAGUUGACUUUUGACUCCAUACACCAAAGACUACGUUUUCCCUAACACAACCAUAGAUUUAGAUGCUGAACUAGAGGAGUAAGGAAAGCAGAGUGAAAAUGGAGAUCAACAAUAACAAAAUUCUAAUGAGAGAAAAGCUAGACUUCUUUGGAAUAAUCAAAGAAACCAUCAAAUUACCUUUCAGAAUUCCCACCUUCAUCAUCUUUUUUCUCACUGCUCUCUUUCCUUUUUUCUGCUUCUUCCUUUUGCAUGAGAUAAUUUUCCAGCACAACUUGAUUCAAGCUCUCAAAUUCAUGUCCAACGAUUCUCCUUGCUACGAAUUUGAUUUAACGUCGUGCUAUUCCAGGUCAACCUUUCAUGCCAUCCGAGAAUUGAUUGGAAAAAUUUCAGCAAAAAAUCUCAUUUCAUUUCUCUCGUUCUUGGGUCUUGUUCAUCUUGUCGACCUACUUAACACCAUCAUCACAGUUUCUACAGCUUCAGAGAUUUACUUAAAAGAUGAGAAUGAAUCAACGAGUUUGAAGGGCAUAAUCAGGAAAACGAUAAACAAGUGGACUGCGAUAUGGAAUAUGGGGCUGGUAAUUUCGAUCCUGGAGGAGAAUAAACACGGCGAUGUGGCGCUUGGAGUCUCUGCAUAUCUGAGUAGAGGCAGCAGAAAGCGAGGACUUGUGCUACAGUUUAUGUUCUCGGGUUGGAGUUUUGGGUUAAGAAUAUUGUGUAUCUUGUUUGGGUGGCGAAAUGGAGGAAGCAAAAAUGUGAUUGAAGUCAUUGCUGCACAAGUCUGUGUGAAUUGUCUGUGGAAUGUGAUGAAGUGGGUGGCUUUUGUGAUCUAUUUCUAUGACUGUAAAAAGAGAUUUCUUGAGAAAAAAUUUGAUGGGGCUGAGGGAAAAGCCUGAAGCUGAAAUUGGGAAAUUAGAUGAAAAGUGUUUUAUUAAGUAUUUGUGUAACCGAUUAGUAAUAAUAAUUAAUUUAUGCAUUCA